Fusarium pseudograminearum CS3096 is the source of this 1677-nucleotide messenger RNA. RefSeq lists its product as uncharacterized. NCBI's taxonomy places the organism in Eukaryota, Fungi, Ascomycota, Sordariomycetes, Hypocreales, Nectriaceae. The record is from RefSeq and is a predicted model, not a curated record. The coding region runs from base 1 to 1677 and encodes 558 amino acids. Gene Ontology annotation, molecular function: transmembrane transporter activity. The transcript has a single exon. Gene Ontology annotation, biological process: transmembrane transport.
AUGGCUGCCACAGAGCCUUCUUCGCCUGUAGCAGCGAGUCCAACACCAGAGGAACCAUCACCACCAGGCGCUGCACCCAGCAAAAAAGGUGCUCGUUUUUGGCUCAUCUUUGUCGCCAUUGCGCUGACUACAUUUCUUGCUGCCCUCGACACAUCCAUCAUUUCCACCGCCUUGCCCACUAUCGCGGCUGACCUUGGCUCUGAUUCUCUCUAUGUAUGGAUCAUCGACUCAUAUCUCCUGGCGUCGACAGCCACUAUCCCCAUCUUUGCCCAAGCAGCCAACAUCUAUGGCCGCCGUAGCCUCACUCUGAUCGCUGUUUGUAUCUUUACACUCGGCAGCGGUCUCUGUGGUGGCGCCCACAACACUGCAAUGAUGGUUGGUGGUCGUGCUGUUCAGGGCAUUGGCGGUGGAGGCGUUCUGACCAUGUCGGAGAUCGUUGUUUGCGAUAUGGUCUCCAUCAGAGAAAGAGGCAUGUACGCUGGUAUCAUCGGUGGUGUAUGGGCCAUCGCUGCUGUUGUCGCCCCCGUCAUGGGCGGUGCUUUUGCGCAGAACAUAUCAUGGAGAUGGAUCUUCUACAUCAACCUUCCCAUCGCUGGUGUUGCUCUCAUCGCCCUGGGUUUGUUUCUUAAGUUGACCCGACCACCAUCUGGCACUUUCAAGGAGCAGAUGGCCAGGAUCGACUGGGGUGGAAGUGUCCUCUUGAUUGGAUCCGUGACAUCCAUUGUUCUUGCUUUGAGCUGGGGUGGUUCUGAGCACGCUUGGUCGGACUGGGAGACUGUGAUUCCUCUUGUCAUAGGUCUUGUUGCCCUGCUUGCCUUUUUUGCCUACCAGGGUGCGCCUUGGUUGAAGGAACCUACCAUGCCUUUGAGACUAUUUGGCAACCGGACGUCAUCCACGCUGCUUGCUAUUAGCUUUAUACACAGCCUACUUCUGUACUGGAUCUGUUAUUUCCUCCCAGUCUAUUUCCAGGCUGUCAAAGAAGCAAGCCCUACCCGUUCGGCGGUCAUGCUAUUCCCUAUUGCCUGUACCAGUGCCCCGGGAGGUGUCGCUGCGGGCAUUACUAUUACCAAGACUGGGAAAUACCGCAUCUGGCAUUUCGCUGGGUUUGUGCUUAUGUCGAUUGCUUGUGGUUUGUUCACCCUUCUCGAUGAAAAUUCCUCCACUGGGCGAUGGGUGGGAUUCCAGAUUCUGUUUGGAUUCGGCACUGGCGUUGUUUUCACGAGUACUUUGCCUCCAAUUCUGGCCAGUCUUCCCGACUCAGAUGUGGCUACAGCGACUGGUGCAUGGACCUUUAUCCGCAACUUUGGAUCGAUCUGGGGUGUCGCAAUUCCAGCUGCUGUGUUUAACAAUCAUGUUAACCAUGCAGCAUCUGACAUUUCAGACCAAGGUGUCAGGAGCCUUCUUGUAAAUGGCGGCGCGUAUGAGCAUGCGACUCAGUAUUUUCUCAAGACACUUGGGUCUAGUCCACGACUCAAAGAUGAAGUGGUACAGGUUUACUUGAAUGGGCUAAAGGUUGUCUGGCAGGUUUCUAUCGCUUUCUGUUUGCUGGGAUUUUUACUUUGUUUCUUUGUUCGGUCACUGACACUGCGCGAUGAGCUGAACACGGAGUUUGGAUUGCAGGAGGAGAAGGGGUCUGGUCAGAUUAAGUCGAGCGAAGAAGGCGUGGUCAGAGAGUGA